AUGGAGACCGACGUGGAGUUGCAUCGGCGAAUUGUUGCCGCCGCCUCGCGACUCGCCACCGACAAGAACACGAACAAAUCGGUGAGGAAGAAGCGGCAGAAGGAUCUUCAAGCGGCUAGGCAGAAGCUGAAUCGUCUCGAGCAGGGAUUGCAACAGAUGAGAUAUUCGGCGAGCAAGCCCGACAUCAGCAGUAUUGCGAGUGACGCGAGCUCUAAUUCGUGGUCGGCGAACGCGAAUGGCGGACCGAUGACGAUAGCGAUGACGAAGAGCUGUCCGACGACGCCGCGAGGAUCGAUACCGGAUUUGUCGAGGAGUUUGAGGAGCCGCGAGCAGGAGGACGAGGAGAAUGAGAAUGAGGAGAGAAGCGAACGAAUCGCGCGACGCGCGCCGAGCGCCCUCUCGCGUCAUUCGCUUCAACAACGCUAUUCGGGCAUCUCGUCGUCGUCGACGACGUCGUCGGGAUGCGAUUCGCUGAGCGCUUCGGGACUACCGCCGCGGCCGAUGUCGCGCAAAGCGGCGGCGACACAAUGCGGCGACGAUCAUCACCUUCUCGACAAUCCGCUGAUGUGCGACGCAUCCACGACGAAUCCGCUGUUAGUCGUUCGGCGAAAUUCGCUGAUUUUCGACUAUGAAAAUGUUGGCUACCGGUCGACGUCGUAUAGAAGCAGCUAUCGGCAAGCGCAUUACCCGACCAUUCAGGACGAGCAUGUUCAGCGGAAGCGCGCGCAAUCGGCGCACACGAUAAGCACUGAUAACGGCGCGAUUGGGCGGACGUCGACGUACUCGAUUCCGUUGAACGACGCGGCGCAAAAGUUCGCCGAGUACGAUGAGGUCGAUGAUUGUACGCCGACGAGCGAUUGCCAUUCGUAUUAUCAUGGCAAUCCGAAUGUGCGGCGACUGACGUCGUCGAUAUCGUGUCAGGCGGGAUUCGCGACGGCGAGCUUGGAUCGACGGUACGCGAAACAGCAGCAGCAGCAGCAACAGCAGAAUGGCAACAGAAUGCCGAUGAAUAAUGCAUCGGAUGACAUGUGUCGUCAGAAUGUGACGACAAGAAUCACCACGUUUCCUGUUGCGCCGCCGCAUACCACGUUGUUGAUGUCAGGAAAACCGUACUCGGCAUCGGAAUUGUCGAAUCGCAAUGGAAUUUUGGCGUCAUCGCAUCAAGCGAGUCGAACGAAUCAUCAGACGGCGCGCGGCUCGCUUCCGACGUACACGAACGCGACGGCGAAGAUGGGAAUCAGCACGAAUCCGCAAAUGGAAGCCCUCCUUUCUUACUAUAAACAGCAGCAACAGCAGCAGAAGCAGUCGAAACCGCCGAAAACGGCGACGAUUGUUUAA
Molecule: messenger RNA, 1338 nt
Organism: Caenorhabditis bovis
Lineage: Eukaryota; Metazoa; Nematoda; Chromadorea; Rhabditida; Rhabditidae
Source: the annotation of a GenBank genome assembly